GAGGCCGCGGCAGCUGUCAGGCUGAAGUCCAGACAGCGACGCGCGGCAAGGGUGACUGGAGGAAGCGCGGCGCCGGACCGGGCCCUGGAGAUGGUCCCCGGCGCCGCGGGCUGGUGGUGUCUCGUGCUCUGGCUCCCCGCGUGCGUCGUGGCCCAUGGCUUACGCAUCCAUGACUAUUUGUAUUUUCAAGUCCUGAGUCCAGGGGACAUUCGGUACAUCUUCACAGCCACACCUGCCAAGGACUUCGGUGGUAUUUUUCAUACAAGGUAUGAGCAGAUCCACCUUGUUCCUGCUGAACCUCCCGAGGCCUGUGGGGAACUCAGCAACGGUUUCUUCAUCCAGGACCAGAUUGCUCUGGUGGAGAGAGGGGGCUGCUCCUUCCUCUCCAAGACCCGGGUGGUCCAGGAGUACGGCGGGCGGGCAGUGAUCAUCUCUGACAACGCAGUUGACAAUGACAGCUUCUAUGUGGAGAUGAUCCAGGACAGUACCCAGCGUACAGCUGACAUCCCUGCCCUCUUCCUGCUCGGCCGAGAUGGCUACAUGAUCCGCCGCUCCCUGGAACAGCACGGGCUGCCAUGGGCCAUCAUUUCCAUUCCAGUCAAUGUCACCAGCAUCCCCACCUUUGAACUGCUGCAGCCGCCCUGGACCUUCUGGUAGAAGAGUUGGUCCCACAUUCCCGCCAUAAGCAACUCUGGGCUGGGAAGAGGAAACCCAGGCGUUCUGCCGUCUAAGCUUUGGGAAUUGCAUUUGGGGGAAAGAGAAGCCAGGUAGAAGACACAGGCUUGAGCCAGGGUAGGCUACAGGAAGCAGCGGGGCUGCCCUUCCCUGUCCCGGGCUCCCAAGGGUUUCUCAUGCGCACAGAAGCAGCAAGAACCAGACCUCAGAACUUGUUUAGAAUCUGGAACGGAAAAGGCAGUGACCUGAGGGUCAUCGGUGACCUGUCAAAUCGCACCAGGCUCCCCCACCGAGGGUCACCUCACAAUGACCUUCAGCAGUUGCUGGAGUAGUUUAAGGAGCUGAUGUCUGGGGACUCCAUGACCCUCUUUUUAGCAAUAAAGCCUCUCAUCAGG
Molecule: messenger RNA, 1070 nt
Organism: Sorex araneus (European shrew)
Lineage: Eukaryota; Metazoa; Chordata; Mammalia; Eulipotyphla; Soricidae
Gene: PRADC1
Product: protease associated domain containing 1
Exons: 5
Coding region: 91-657 (188 amino acids)
Source: RefSeq, a predicted model, not a curated record